This is a messenger RNA of Stereum hirsutum FP-91666 SS1, 504 nucleotides long. RefSeq names its product meiotic nuclear division protein 1. The record is from RefSeq and is a predicted model, not a curated record. The transcript is spliced from 6 exons. Bases 1 to 504 code for a protein of 167 amino acids. Gene Ontology annotation, molecular function: double-stranded DNA binding. Gene Ontology annotation, biological process: reciprocal meiotic recombination. Lineage: Eukaryota; Fungi; Basidiomycota; Agaricomycetes; Russulales; Stereaceae.
AUGAAAGGCAUUGUCUCACAAUCCGUGAAAGAGGUCCUCCAAUCCCUCGUUGAUGACGGCCUAGUACAGACGGACAAAGUCGGCUCGUCUAAUUUCUUCUGGAGUUUUCCGUCCGAGAGGGGGGCAAUUAUGCAAAACCGGCUGGACACCGCCAAAGAGACGCAAGUCACGAACCAGAAACAGUUAGAAGAAAUCAAAACUAGCAUCGAGGUCGAGAAGAGCGCGAGGAAUGACACACCCGAACGAGCCGCAGCGCUAGACAAACUCGCAACCGUCAAGAAACAGAUCUCAGAUCUUGAGACGGAAUUACAAGCAUAUGGUGCUUGCGACCCCGCGAAAGUCGAUGAGAAGAAACGCGCGGUGACGUUGGCGAAGGAGGCUGCUUUUCGAUGGACGGAUAAUUAUUCAAUAUUAUUCCAACACUUCACGAGGCAGAGUAUGGUGGAGGGGGAUGAUAUUAGGAAGUAUCUCGAGAUCGGGGAGGACUAUGAAGAUAUUUGUUAG